Echinops telfairi (small Madagascar hedgehog) is the source of this 2478-nucleotide messenger RNA. Its product is annotated as butyrophilin-like protein 1. The transcript has 20 exons. Gene Ontology annotation, molecular function: signaling receptor binding. NCBI's taxonomy places the organism in Eukaryota, Metazoa, Chordata, Mammalia, Afrosoricida, Tenrecidae. Gene Ontology annotation, biological process: T cell receptor signaling pathway; regulation of cytokine production. Bases 1 to 2478 code for a protein of 825 amino acids. Gene Ontology annotation, cellular component: external side of plasma membrane. The record is from RefSeq and is a predicted model, not a curated record.
AUGACCAAUAAUUCUGAAUUGGAAUAUGUGAGAAUUAAUAAAGCUUUAAUCAACAUUUUUGAAACCCUGGAUCUAAGGUGGACUUUCCGAGUAACUGGCGCUAGAGAAAGCGGUGUAAUUACUCUACCUUUCCAUGGAGAUGACUCACAACACUUAUCUGAAUCUGUCUCCGAUAUCCAUGCAGUGCUUGGGUUUACUGUGAAGGGACCAGCUGGGCCUGUUGUCGUUGAGCUUGGAGCAGAUGCCACGCUGCCCUGCCAGCUCUCGCCUGCGAGGAGCGCAGCCCACAUGCACAUCCGCUGGUACCGAGGCCAGCUCUCCCCCGCUGUGCACGUGUACCAGAAUGGACAGGAGCAAGGCGGGGAGCAGAUGCUGGAGUAUCGCGGCAGGACCGAGUUGACUCGAGAUGCCAUAGGCAAGGGGGGUGUGGCGCUGGUGAUACAGCAUGCCCGUGCCUCUGAUGACGGCCAGUACCGAUGUCGUUUUAAAGAUGGUGACAUAUCCCAAGAAGCCACUGUGCAGCUGAAUGUCAUAGGCUUAGGCUCUGCUCCAGAAGUGUACAUGACAGGCCCUGAAGAUGGUGGAAUCCGAGUGCUGUGUUCCUCGGGUGGCUGGUUCCCUAAACCCAAGGUGCAAUGGAGAGACAUGGCUGGCGUGAAGCUACCUUCCCUGUCUGAGGCCCAGUCUCAAGACGGAGAUGGGCUUUUCCAUGUCGAGGCAUCUCUUGUGGUCAGAGAUAGCAGCCUGGGCAAUGUGACCUGCUCCAUCGAAAAUCCUCAUUCUGGACAAGAGAAAGUGUCAGCCAUCUUCCUCCCAGAGCCCUUCUUCCCCAGGAUGUCUCCAUGGAAAGCAGCCCUGGCUGGGACGGUCCCUGUGCUGGGCCUCCUCCUCAUUGGAACCUGCUACAUUGGGUGGAGAGAACAUCAAGACAAACAGAGAGAAAUAAAGAAAAUGGGGGAAAAAGCUAAUGAGAGAGAUGAGACAAGGAAACAGAAGGAACAUGCGCUUCAACUGAAAGAGACGCUCCAGGAAGAACUCAAACAGCGGAAGGCCUUAUAUGAUGAAGAUUGGAAAAAGGCCCUGCUAUAUCCUGACUGGAGGAAGGAACAUUUCCAGCAUGUCGCUGUUUCCCUCCAGCAUGAAAACUUUCAUCCGAAUGGUUCAGACGCAGAGCGAAGGGAGAACAGCAAGGAAGGAGCCCCGAAUGUAACACUCAGUGAUAAGAAAGGAGACGGCAACAUUAUUAUAUUUGAUCAUGAAAAAAAGUUCGUGUCAGGGAGAUAUUAUUGGGAACUGGAUAUUAGUAGGGAUGCUGAUGCGUGGGCUUUGGGCAUUCGCGAGGAACAUAGUGAUAACUUAUUAAAGAGAUACAUUGUCUUGGAGAAGAAGGGAUGUAAAUACAGGGGUCUCACUUAUGGCCCCAAGGACUAUUUUAAAGAAGAGCCACUCUCAAUAGAAAAUUUCCCACAAAAGAUUGUGGUUUUUCUGGAUUAUGAAGAUAGUGACCUUUCUUUCUAUGACAUGACUGAAGGUACGCACAUCUUCUCCUUCACGGAGGUGAGCUUCUCUGGGUUGCUCUACCCUUACUUCACACAUACUAAAGUUAGAAUGAAGAAGUAUAUUACAGCUUUGAUCGUGAUAACUUGUCAUUAUCCCAUCGCCAAUGAAGCAUAUGAAAUUGUGGAGAACUUGACAUGGGGAGGAUCCAUCCAUAAAGUGGACAACAGAGACACAAUGACGACAGCUGCCCUUCUCCGAAUCCUGGUGCUAAACUUCAUUUUGUUCAUGCUUUUAGAUGUUCUGGGAAUUUACCAAAGCAAUCUUCGGGAAGAAAUUGAGCAAAUGAACUUGGAUACAGGUCUUCGGGAAGAAAAUGAGAAAAUGAAAGAAGAAAAAGCACAUAUUUUAGAAGAGAAAAGAAAACUUCAAAAGGAAAUUGCAAAUGUGAUUCUGGACCCAGACACAGCUCAUACCAAUCUCAGCUUGGAAGAAGGGAGGAGAUGUGUAACUUGGAAAGAAACACCUGCAGAGCGACCUGAUAAGCCACAGAGAUUUUAUUCCCUUCCCUGUGUGCUGGGACAGCAGUUUUUCACGUCAGGGAGGUUCUAUUGGGAGGUGGAUGUUACGGCCAGUGGAGCCUGGGAUAUAGGAAUUUGCAGGGACAAUGUAAUGAGGACGGGAAGGAUUGUAAUAAAACCUGAAAAUGGGUUUUGGGUCAUUAGGUUUUAUAAAAAUGAAUAUUGGGCACUCAGUUCUCCAGAAACAAAGCUUACUCCAAAAGUACAGCCUUCCAGUGUGUGCAUUUUCAUAGACUAUGAGGAUGGAUGCGUCUCAUUCUAUAAUAUGAAGGACAAGACCCACAUUCAUACCUUUAAUCGGUGCUCCUUCUAUGGGUCUUUACGGUCUCUGUUUAGACUUUGGUCUAAUGAUUCAGGACACCUCAAAAUUGUGUCCACUGUCGAAAACCACACUAACUGA